Messenger RNA from Pseudo-nitzschia multistriata, 2120 nucleotides. The record is from the annotation of a GenBank genome assembly. Lineage: Eukaryota; Bacillariophyta; Bacillariophyceae; Bacillariales; Bacillariaceae.
CGUAGUAACGAUGUCCCGUGCCGUACAUUACUGUACUGUACGCUGUACGAGCUUGUACAGCACACUUCCUGUACCGUACCGUACGUAAUCGUACGACUACGAGGAACUAUCGGAAUCCAUUUUCCUCCGAUGGAUGCGGGUCACAUAGUACGACGUACGGUCCCAGGUACCCUAUCGGCAAGUACGUAACAGUGUGUGAGAGUACGUAGAACAAGUAUGCAAACCAAAACAGUGUGACACACUGAAGUCACACAACACGGUACAGGAAACAAUAAUCGGUGUCGUAGCUCGAACAGCACCAUCUCAAUAGAACAAUCUCCGCAGCAGUAAAACAUGCUCAAAUUAUCGACCACAGUCUUGCGACGCAAGCAACGUGAAAUUUUGCGUCGCCUGCAAUCUACUUCCGCGAAAUCUGCUUCAGAAUGCAUGGAAUUGGAAGACAAAUACGGGGCACACAACUACCACCCUCUUCCAGUUGUCCUAUCGAAGGGUGCUGGUACAAAAGUUUGGGAUACUGAUGGCAAGGAGUAUUUUGACUUUCUUUCUGCGUAUUCUGCAGUCAACCAGGGACACUGUCACCCGAAAAUUAUAGGCGCCCUUGUCGAUCAAGCGCAAAACUUAACAUUGACAUCACGUGCCUUUCAUAACGACGCCCUCGGUGAAUAUUGUGAAUUUGUCACAGACUAUUUUGGAAUGGAUCGUGUUUUGCCAAUGAAUACUGGAGUUGAAGGAGGCGAGACUGCGAUCAAGUUGGCCCGAAAAUGGGGUUACCAAGUCAAAGGCAUUGCUCCCGACAAGGCACGAUGUUUGUUUGCCAACAACAACUUCUGGGGACGAACUUUGGCAGCAGUCAGUAGUAGUAAUGACCCCACUGCUUACAACGAGUUUGGUCCUUAUAUGCCAGGAUUUUCUCUCAUUCCCUACAACGAUGUGGAGAGCCUCGAGAAAGAAUUCGAAAAGGAUGCGGAGAACAUCGCUGCGUUCAUGGUCGAACCCAUUCAGGGAGAAGCGGGAGUUAUGGUUCCAGAUGAUGGUUACAUGAGGAAGGUGAAGGAGCUAUGCGAAAAAUACAAUGUUCUCUUGAUCGCUGAUGAAGUUCAGACGGGAUUAUGCAGAACUGGAUAUCGAUUGGCAGUGGAUCACGAUGGAAUUCUUCCCGAUAUUCUUGUACUAGGAAAAGCUUUGUCGGGAGGUGUGCUGCCGGUAUCGGCUGUCUUAGCUAAGGAGGAAGUAAUGCUUACACUAAAGCCAGGUGAGCACGGAUCAACUUAUGGUGGUAAUCCACUUGCAUGUAAGGUUGCGAUGACUGCUCUUGAAGUUUUGAGGGACGAGAAAUUGGCAGAGAAUUCACAGGUCCGCGGGGAGCAACUAAGAAGUGGUUUGGAAGGAUUGAUAGGAAAUUCCUCGGUUGAACACGUACGUGGCCGUGGUCUCUUGAACGCUGUCAUUAUUAAUCAACCCAAAGGUGGGUAUGGCGACACCGGGAAGGCUUGGGACCUUUGUGUUAAAAUGCAGAACCACGGACUCUUGGCCAAACCAACACAUGGGAAUAUCAUUCGCCUAGCUCCCCCUUUGACUAUUACUGAAGAAGAAAUCGAUCAGUGCUUGGAUAUCUUUGAGAGGUCUGUUCGUGAGCUUGAUGCCUAGAUCUAACGGCAUUAGAUUAUCUAACAAUUACAUUUAAUUGAAUUUCAUUGACGUCUGGAAUCGUCAUCGUGCCAAGAAUAGUAGCCACAAGCACUCAUUCUCCCUACAAGUAUUUGAAUGUAGAAAACAUCAUAUUUUUCGCAAUCGGCUAGUUAAAGCUUUGCAAUAUUUUGUCCGCGAACUAUGUUGAUAGUCGAUCUCAGCCUGGAUGUGUGGUGCUCUCAACUCCCGCAUACGUAGAAGAUAAGAACAAAUGUGUAAGGCUCGGAUCAAAUCCUUCUCGCCCACUAUGCAACCAUCACUGUUAGUGAUUUGUACUUUGUUACCCCGCUCUAUGGUUUGCACUUAUCGUGAUGCCGUUAUCUAGCAAAUCAAUCAAUUUCAUUUCCGUUAAAAUGUUAGUGCUUUCGGGUAAAAACGAAGGAUAUGGGGAAAAUUUCAAAUUUCAGAAAAAAUAUAUUACUUUACUACAG